AUGGCCCAGUGCAGCAGCAUGGCUGGAGCAGAGGCAGGAGGUGAGGCGGAGAGAGGGCGGCGGGCGGGCUGGCCCGGGUGCGCGCGGGGUGGCAACUCGGCCGGCGCCGGGCAGGCAGACCGGCGCGCGGGCGCGGCUGACCGAGGAGGCACGGUUCCAAACCCCUGUGAGAGCUCCGGCGGGUCCGUGGUCGAGCUCGGGCUCCACCGGAGUUCGAUCGCGAGGAAUGUGGACUGA
This is a messenger RNA of Rangifer tarandus platyrhynchus (Svalbard reindeer), 237 nucleotides long. NCBI's taxonomy places the organism in Eukaryota, Metazoa, Chordata, Mammalia, Artiodactyla, Cervidae. The record is from the annotation of a GenBank genome assembly.